Molecule: messenger RNA, 1545 nt
Organism: Lotus japonicus
Lineage: Eukaryota; Viridiplantae; Streptophyta; Magnoliopsida; Fabales; Fabaceae
Product: ethylene-responsive transcription factor ERF071-like
Exons: 2
Coding region: 298-1251 (317 amino acids)
Biological process (GO): regulation of DNA-templated transcription; ethylene-activated signaling pathway
Molecular function (GO): DNA binding; DNA-binding transcription factor activity
Source: RefSeq, a predicted model, not a curated record
AACUUAUAGGGUAGGUGAUGUGUACCAGGAAGGUUCCUGAGUCUCUAUCCAUGCACUAGUUCCCUCCCACAUUUUCCAACUACAUAAACCCUCUGGCCUCCAAUUUUAUUCUUCACGUCCUGUCAAUCUCACACUCACACAAACACAAACACAAACACAAACAAAAACUCUCCCACAGAAAUCUUCACAAACUUUUCAUCAUACUUGUCUAAACCUAUUCCUACUAAACCUUUGAUUUCCUUCUCUUCCCUCAAUCACCCACCACCUACAACCUGAGUUAAGUAACCAACAACCACCAUGUGUGGCGGUGCUAUCAUCGCUGACUUCAUCCCCCGCCGUGGAGGCCGCCGCCUCACCGCCUCCGAGCUCUGGCCAAACUCAUUCGGCAAGCAAAAUGACUCACAAAUCGAAAAACCUCCCAUUGCUCAUCAACAACAACAACAACAACCAUCCACCUUCAAAAGAUCUCAACCUCACAUAGCUGAGAAACCAAUGAAAAGACAGAGGAAAAACCUCUACAGAGGAAUCCGGCAACGUCCAUGGGGAAAAUGGGCUGCAGAAAUUCGUGAUCCGAGAAAAGGGGUUCGUGUUUGGCUCGGCACAUUCAACACCGCUGAAGAAGCUGCUAGAGCCUACGAUCGAGAAGCUCGGAAAAUCCGUGGCAAGAAAGCUAAGGUGAAUUUCCCCAACGAAGACGAUGAUGGCUACUCUGUUCAAACUCGUCGUUUCAACCCACCGGUUCCACUCCGACCCAAUAUCCCUCCCCUGUUUCAACAACAGUACCGUCACGAUCAGAAUCAUAACCAUAAGAAUCUGAACUUUGAGUUUGGUUAUGAUCUGAACCAAACAGGGUCUUUUCCUCCCCACGUGGGUGGAAUCAGCACUGACUCUGUUCUGGUAUCUGUUGAUGAAAAUUCAGGGUCAGGGUCUGGAUUAGGAUCCGGAACAGGCUCAGAGGGUGGUGGUUACUCACCAAUGGAGUUCAUGGGCUCUGAGCAGAUCGGGAACGGUUACUUUGGCGGUGGUUUGAAGGAGAAGGAAAAGGAGAAAGAAACAGAGCAGAAAACAGAGGUGGUUGAAGAAGCUGAAGCGGCGGCGAAGAACGAAGUGCAGGAGCUGUCGGAUGAGCUGAUGGCGUACGAGAAUUACAUGAAAUUCUACCAGAUUCCGUACUAUGAUGGACAAUCGGUGGCAGAGAAUAAUAGUGUUCAGGAAAGUGAGGUAGGGGAUCUUUGGAGCUUCGAUGAGUGAGAAUUUUCAAGGAUUUUCUCUUCAUCCUCACCAUGACAUGACUUGCUUCUGAGCAUUUUUUUCACUGCAUUUUUUACCUUAUGGAUUGAAUUGUAAAUAGGGUACUUGGUUAUAAUUGUUGCUAUGAGCUUCGACUCUCUUGUUUAUUUGCUUUUAGAACUUAGGAUCAUCAUCUAGUUUCUUUGAAUUGCAAUUUCCUUUUUGGUGCUAUGUUGAAUUGUAAUUUUAAUUUUGCAGGAUGAAGUUAACAAUUUCGAAUUCCAAUAAUUUAUGAAUUUUAAUUUUGCAGGGUCU